Messenger RNA from Triplophysa dalaica, 6760 nucleotides. It is a transcript of the gene irs4b, whose product is annotated as insulin receptor substrate 2-B. Gene Ontology annotation, molecular function: phosphatidylinositol 3-kinase binding; insulin receptor binding. The transcript has 3 exons. NCBI's taxonomy places the organism in Eukaryota, Metazoa, Chordata, Actinopteri, Cypriniformes, Nemacheilidae. Bases 1086 to 4475 code for a protein of 1129 amino acids. Gene Ontology annotation, biological process: insulin receptor signaling pathway. Gene Ontology annotation, cellular component: cytosol; plasma membrane. The record is from RefSeq and is a predicted model, not a curated record.
ACCUACAUUAUUAUGCUCUAUGUGGAUUAUCCAGUACUGACUGCAGAUAAGACUUCAGAGGCGCGAGGUCACCCCCAUCCAGAUUAAGCAAAGCAAAGUAUUCAAAUGCGUUUAAUCUGUUCAAUUGCAUUUAUAUCCAAUGUUUCCAUAGAGACCAUCAGUCAAUCAAGAAACUUAUUGAUACUCAGCAACCCUCAAAUUAGCCAUUGUCUAAUAAUCUGUUUUUGUUUACUAUAUCAAGAUUUUGACAUGUACGACAUUUACUCAAGUACCCAAUAGAAACAAAAUAUUCUCACAGCACUAGUAGUUGAAUUAAAUGUACCAUAUUGUUAUUUUAGUCAGUUUGCUGCUACUAACAACAUUGCAACUCACUAUUUGAGCUCAAAAAAAUAAACACAUCAAAAUGAUUUAAUUGUUGAUUGAUAAAAACAAAAUCUUUAACCGUACUUGACAUUAGCAAGUUAAAAAGUAUGCGAUAACUAUCUCAAACGAGGUAAACAACAACUACUCCGGUCAAACGCUUCAUCCAAUGAACUCACUACACUCCAUGACGCAAUCCACUUAUAAUCAUCUCAUUGGACAAAUCUCUGUCAAUCAACAAACGACAACAUGCUAGUACAGUGAAACUCCAAGUAAAACUAUUGGCCACUAAUAAUGACGUAGACCCAAAACGCACAACAGCGGUUGGUUCAUUUUCAGAGAGGGAACUUUCAAUCAAACGUUUCGCCCAAUCGGGGGCCUCGCCUCGCACCCUCCCAACUUCAGGCGAAUGACGCACGAGUCAUGUGUUGUUUGUGCUGUGGUCUGGUCCGUAGUGUACACAGGGUGCGAAGAGCAGAUUGGUAGCCCGCUAGGAGGAUCUACCGAUAAUAGAUCGGGUAAAUGUGGUCAUGUUGCAGUUGCUGGCAUUGAGCUCGAAGAGCAUUGGCUGGAUUACCUGCUUUUCAUGUGGCGGCCAGGGGAAUAUCAACACUGAAAAGACUUAAUCGCGCUCUGACGCUCGAGACACGGUUUCCCCCCAACACAAAUAAUGGGGUCUCUGUCUGUAAACCGAAGGUAAAGUGACCUAAAAUCUCUCUUAACUGAUGGAAAAUUUCGCGAACUACCAAGAAGGCAAAGCCACUAUGUUGAUGGUAGAAACGCAACAGCGGGCUGUCGGGACUAAACCUGCAGAAGCAGCUGCGACGGCGAACGGCGACACCUCUGUCGGGGAACCCCCGGACUCGGUACAGCACCCCGACGGUCAGACGAGUGAACCGCAUCAACAGCAGCAGUCUCAUUACCGGCAACACGCCGUGCACGAAAACCACCUGGAAUCGCCGGCGAGGAAUAGAUACGCGUCCACUCUUAACCGGGCACACGAGGACUCAGCCCCUACUGCAAGCAAAACACACGCUACCUCAUCAUCUCCUGCUAUAUCUGCGAACGCCAAUUCCUCCGUGUCGGAUGACAUCCGAAAGUGUGGUUACCUGAGAAAGCAGAAACAUGGCCACAAGAGGUUUUUCGUCUUGCGGGCGUCGAGUCAUCUGGGACCGAGCAGACUUGAGUACUACGACAGCGAGAAGAAAUUUCGAAACACGCUCCGCUCCACCACCGCCGCCGCCGCCCCCAGCGCAUCUGCAGGCUCGACUGGAGUGACUGCUUCUUCCCCGAAAAGAGUGAUAUAUCUGUACCAAUGCUUCACUGUCAAUAAAAGAGCGGAUUCUAAAAACAAACAUCUUAUUGCUCUGUAUACUAAGGAUGAGUACUUCGCAAUUGUCGCUGAAAACGAGCAGGAACAGGAGGAGUGGUACCAGGCGCUCAGUGAGCUAAUGAGUGAAGGGAAGAGAGGCCACCUGGAUGCAGAGGAGAUUGAUGAUGGCUACGGCACUGUUACUCCAGGUACUGACUUCAAAGAAGUGUGGCAGGUUAAUGUCAAACCAAAGGGCUUGGGCCAGACUAAAAAUCUAACUGGUGUGUAUAGACUCUGUUUGUCUUCUAAGAGCCUCCACCUAAUGAAACUGAACUCUGAAACGCCUUGUGUGAACUUACAACUCAUGAACAUCAGGCGCUGUGGUCAUUCCGAGAGCUUCUUUUUUAUAGAGGUCGGCCGCUCCUCUUCUAUAGGACCUGGAGAGGUUUGGAUGCAGGUGGAUGAUUCUGUGGUCGCUCAAAACAUGCAUGAAACCAUUCUUGAGACCAUGAAGGCCCUGAAGGCUUUUGCUGAGUUCAGGCCAAGGAGCAAAAGUCAGUCGUCCGGCUCCAACCCGAUGGGCUUCAUCACCACGCGGCGGCACCUGGGCAACCUCCCGCCCAGUCAGACGGGGCUCCAGCGGCGGUCUCGAACUGAGUCUGUGGUGGGAACUCCACCUAGCAGAAAGAGCAGUGGAGCGAGUGGGUACAGAUUCAGGACCUCCAGUGAGGGAGAGAGCACCAUGAGCCGGCCCUUUCGCUCUGUGACGGGUAGCCUCAUUCAUCUCAACACGGCCCGUGCUAACCUGAGCCGCCAGGAAAGUAGCAGUGGGGCUGGAGGACGCUAUGUUCGUGCCCCGCCGGGCACCAAUUAUCAUGCCCGCUCUGCCUCGCUGCCGGUGUCACACUUCCCCUCAACCACAAGCCCAGUCAGCAUGUCUAGCAGCAGCGGGCAUGGCUCUGUGUCUGACACCAUCACACGCCCCUCCAGUGCAUCCAUUUGUGGAUCCCCUAGCGACGGAGGUUUCAACUCUUCUGAUGAGUAUGGCUCCAGCCCUGGAGAUUUUCGCUACUUUAGAGUACGUAGUAACACCCCAGACUCCCUGGGAAACACGCCACCAAUCCGUGAGGAGCACUGCCUCGGCGACUACAUGGCUAUGGGAUGGAAUCGUGACGCGUCUGGAACAAGCACAAGUGAGCCCCGUGAAGAGAGUGCUGAUGAAGAUUCACGCCCCGGGUCUUUAAGAAGACGGACGCCUUCCUUCUCCAGGCAGGUUGGGGGCGCUAUUGCUGCUGGAGUCGCUGUGUAUCAAAAAAUGACCCAGACCACCUUCUCGCUGGACGAGGCUGUGAGUAGCUCUUGGGGUGCCAGUGCCCAGACCGUCUCUACCUCCUCCUCCCUUUGCUCCGAUUACAGCUCCAGUUCUGAACACAGCCAAGACCGGCCCCCUAGCUUACGGCUCGCAGAUGCCCCCAAGGAUGAUGGGUACAUGCCCAUGAUGGCAGGUGUGCUGCCUGGCUCCAACAAUGCAGACUACAUGCCUAUGCAACCAAAUAUUCUCCUUUCUGCUUCUCCACGUGUCCAAAGUGCUGCUUUGCCUGUCCCCCAGCACGUGGAGUCAAAAGGCUACAUGAUGAUGCUCCCAGGUAGAAGUGGGGCUACUGAUUCCCCUGCCCCGCCCAGCCCCGACAGACGGGGAGAUAGACGAAGAGCCCCAAACCGCCCUGCGAACACAGAAUACAUGGAUAUGUCUCAGAGCACAUCUACAGCUUCAUCCAGAGACCAUUUUGAGCAUGACGAGUACGUCCCAAUGAGUUCCCCAGCGAAACCAAGUUACAUCCCACCUGCCCCAGAUCGCAGUAGCAGGUGCCUACCUUCUGAAUCUUCACAACAUAAUGGCUGCACAGACCGACGUGCAAUCCGGCCGAACCGUCUGCCAUUGGGAAGGCGGAGUUUGCAAAGCACCCUGCAAACAGGUGAAGCAGCAGUGCGGCCUUCUAGCCCAGGAGAGUACAUCAAUAUCGAAUUCGGGGAUCGUCCGACAUAUCCCACCAGCUCACUGUCUGCUGACGGCUCACCCUCAACCCUCAGCAGGGAGCAACGCAGAUCCCCCCUACCACAGGACUACAUGUCUUUAGAUGUGGAUGGUCUCCCACCCAAAUGUCAGUCCCCAAGGCCUUCUCUAGUAGCCCCCUGGAAUCCUCCUACAUACAUUCGGCCCUCCUCAUCCUCCCACUCCAGUGGGAUUAGUGUGGGUCAACCGGACGACUACGCAGAAAUGUCUUUUGGAGAUGAUGAGGAAUGUAAAAGCCCUACAGCCAUGCUCGAGCACCUGUGUGUCCUGGAGCAACAGUUUUUCCCUCACAGCCCCCCGACCGAGCCCAAGGUUGUCCGCGCUGAUCUUCAGGGCAGGCGGAGGCACAGCUCGGAGACGUUUGUCACAUCUCCAGGGGCAUCAGGUGGAAGUGCCCUGGAUGUCAAUAGCACAGUGCCUAGCAACACGCAGCAGGUGGGGCGCAGUAAGUGUCACAACUCUGCCUCUUUUGACAGUGUUUGGACUGACAGUGUGACAUCUGGCAGCGAGGUGACACUGGGAACCUCCUCAGAUAGACCCGAUUCCUCCUCUGUGAGGUCUGGAAGGACUCUACCUACGGAACACCAAAACGGCCUAAACUACAUCGCCCUGGACAUGAGAGAUAACGUCCGGCCUGGAAAUGCUCGUUCGCCAUCUCCCAGUGUUUCUCCCCCAGAGAAUGGUGCCUACGCCAGCAUAGAUUUACUUACAGCAGCAUCUAAAGAUUGAAGACUGUCCCAUCAGACUCCUGCAGCGAUGUCAGAUAUUGUGAUAUCGGCCUGAGCACACAACCCCACACGACACUGCGCUACAAACAAAAAGGAUCCAGAGUUUUGUUGUAAUUGACUUUUAUUUCUUAACAUGCCGUCUUAGAGCAACUCCACAUGCACCGUCUCAAAUGAGUUCAGUACUUCAUCGUGAUAUGUGUCACAACUUUUCAUUGGCUGCAUUUAAAAAUGGAGGUCACUUUAUAAAGACAGGUGCAUGCUGUUUACAAGCAUCACAAGGAUGUACAAAUUGUAUUUAUUUCCCAUAAGGAUUUCAGGUGCACUUACAGAUCUUUGUGUUAAUGUGUACGGUUUGCUUAUGAGAGAGAAAGCAUAUAUUGGGAUGGUACAGAGCGGAUAUAACCGUAUGGCAGUAGUGUCUUAUUCUGAAUGUCUCCGUUAGGUCCUCGCUUUAUAUAUCACGCACAACUUUGGGCCGUAGAAACCUCCUCUUUUGUUGUAUGCGUCAGGAUGGUCAUGAUGUUGCAUGGCUUGCCCUGUGCUGACUAUGACCCCAGGUUUUUUUUGCAGUGCCGCCUUGGCAUGUGGCACAGGCCAAACAUAGGCCUUUCAUCCGUCUUACUAAUUUUCGACCAGCAUCUGCUUCUCUUUGCUAAGAGUGCUAAAGAGAGAGAUAGAGGGAGGGGGUCCAUUCUGGGACUACCCUCAGAUGAACUCUGCCACAGUUGCAGGACAAAAGAGUUGGUUAUUACACAAUCCAAAUAUAUACUUUACUUUUCUAGUUUCUUCUUGGUACCCGUAAUCGGAGCCCUUUUGCCGAUCCGUAUGAACAAACAGCACAAUUUGCAGGUACAAAAAGCCAGUUCUGUCUGAAUAAAUAAUUUUGCAUGCUGUUGGCAAGAAGAAAGGCCUACUUGUCCGAUUAACAAAUGAAUGAAAUCAGACUUUAAGAUUUAUAGUUUUAAAAAUGUCACAACAUUUCAUUUAUAUUUUAUUUUUAAUUAAUUAUUUUAUAUUUUGGUAUAACCAAUCAGUUAUUUCUAUUUGUUCUUUCUCUCCUCUAAGUAUAUACUUUGAAUAUCUGGUACAGAUAUGGUACAGUUCAUGGAUCGACCACCAUAAACCACAUCUCAUGUGCGUUUUCUCCGUUGCAAAAGUAUUCUAAAGAAGAGAGAGGUACAGAGAGAACACGCACACUGAUUUGCAGCUUUAGAUUGAAUAAACUGGCUUUUUAUACUAAUACCCCUAUACUGCAAGUUGUUUUAAACGGCAGAAUCAAAUGUGAAUCUUGGGACAGAAAAAUGCAAAAACUAUAUGGGACAAUCUUCAUUGUUAUUCUGCCAAUGGUAUGACAGUCAACUUUGUUAUAUUACAUCUUAACUUACACAGACCGGCUUUUAUAGUCCGGCAGUGAAAACAAGGUGUUACCCAACAUCCAAAACUUGAGACCCCGAUGGCCUCAUUGUAAGAAUUAUAUUUUUAAAAAUCAAAAAGGGUACAGAAUUGUCUUAUGGGCAAUGUUAGCGAUUAUUGUAAUUGUUUGUAACUGUGAGACCUUUAUGAGUUACACAGAAACAAAAUUUAUGUCAAACAAGAGCUUUAAAUCAGCCAAAUUCUUAUAAACUCAACUUAUAUGUGAAAUCAGCAUUUUGCUAUUGUGUUUGAUCAAGUUGAAUUGUUUUUUUUUGCCACGAUUUUCAUUGAAUUGCCAUCUUGAGGUAAUAUUUCUAUUAGGAACGUGAUUUAAGUUAUUACAUGGUACAGAUGUGCAGUGGUACAGCAUUAAUGUGUUUUCUCCUUAUUUUUUGUUUAUAGUUUUAACAGCUUGGCUAAUCUUCUUUGGAAUAUUUUUCAAAAGACCAUUUGUUACUCUGCAUCAUUUCAAAAGCAAAGAGAUGGAAAGUUUGGGCAUCCCAUUGCUUGUGUAGUUUUGUAAUUCGUCAAAUGUCUGACUAAUGUUUUGGGACACUCGCGUUUCGUGUGCCAUUGUUUUUCAAGUCCAAGCUUGACAGUUGGCAGUUCAGGUUGGAGGUAAAUCCUCCGGAAAUCUGAGAAGAUUUUAAAAAAGGAAAAAACUUUGAUCAUCUUUUAUGGCUCUGUCCAUGUGUACAUACUGAUGCUUUAUUUAAUUUUGUUUCCUGCAUUUGAUUGACAUUUCCUUUUUCCUCUGGUGGGAAAGAGAGAGUGCCAGCAGGGAAAUCAUUCAAGCAUUGCUUAGUGUUUGUAAUCUUUUUGUUUUUGCUUUCAAUAGAGCUAUUGCAAUUAAAGUUCCUGCAAAAAUCUGUU